UCCUCUCCUGAUGAACCGACGCUCCAUUGAACCGGAUUAGCUGACGGUUCCAGAGACAGCUGUCACUUCAAUAAAGCAACUGAAACAAUUUAAAUCUACAGGUUCGUCCGUACCGAAACGGUAUGCAGAGUGGACCGGAGUCUCCAGAAGGUUCCGUGUAGGUCUGCAGUACAGAGUGUCAUUUUAAAGACACCGCUCACUGGAAAUGAGCAGAAUCAGCAGCGGAGCUAACAGGCUAACUGCUUACUAACGGUUAAGAUGUUGAAUAAAUCUUACUGAAGACUCGGUGACGUUACCAGGGAGCCUGCGUGACGUAAUGGACUCCCUGUUGGACUUUGAGGAGUGCAUCAAGGACUCACCUGAGUUCAGACUGACUCUGGAUCAGUUUGAGGCCGAUGUUUCCUCGCUGGAGACCCACCUGGAUAAGGUGAUGAAGCUGUGCGGGAAGAUGGUGGAGGCGGGACAAGCGUACAACUCGGCCAAUAAGCUGUUCCUGAGCAGCCUGACGGAGCUGUUGUUGUAUCAGAAGAAGGAGACGGUGGUGAUGACCUGCCUGAACCAGUUCCAGCAGGGUUUGCAGGAGAUGCUGAGCUUCCACACGAUGCUGCUGGAUCAGACUCAGCGAGCCAUCGUCCAGCAGCUGUCCGGCCUCUGCUCACAGUUCCUGCCCCAGCUGGCCGACACUAGGAAGGAGUUCGUACGGAUCGGAGAGGACCUGGAGACGGCAGCGGCGAAGAACGCUCAGGUGUCGCGGCACAAAGCCGCCGACGCGGAGCGGGCGAGCCACCUGCUGCUCGCCACACGGAAAUGUUACCAACACUUUGCCCUGGAUUACUGCCUGCAGCUCAACACCUUUAAAACCCAACAGAAGAUGGACGUCCUAAACUCUGUGUUCUCCUUCGUGCACGCUCAGUUCACCUUCUUCCACCAAGGCUUCGACCUGCUCAGAGACCUGGAGCCCAGCAUGAAGACCCUGGGAGCUCAGCUUUCGCAGCUUUCUGCCGACUGCGCUACCAAGAGGAAGGAGCUGGAGAACCGACACCUGCUGGUGCAGCAGAGGGAUGCCUCAGGCGAGCCGAUGGUCAACUCGUGUCCCAGCAACGGUGCCGUCAUCCAGGGAUACCUGUUCAAACGCUCCAGGAGGAAAUCAAAGACCUGGAAGAGAUGCUGGUUCACCAUAAGAGAUCAUCAGCUCAUCUACAAGAAGUCCCACAAGGAGGACGCUGCCGUUCUGUUCGAGGAUCUCCGACUGUGUGCUGUGAAGCCUGCAGACCACAUGGAUCGACGGUUCUGCUUCGAGCUGCUGUCGGUCCAGAAGUGCUGUGUUCUGCAGGCCAACUCUGAGCAGCUGAAGCAGGCGUGGCUCAGCGCUCUGCAGGGCAGCAUCGAUCUGGCCUACAGGGAGAGGAGCGACGCUCAGCUCACACAGCCCAAAGAUCCUCCCCCCGUCCUCUCUGCCGGUGACGCUUCUCCAGGUCCAUCCUCCCAGAGGCCGGCGGUGCUUGGCGUGGCCCUCGGGGGCCCUGGGAACCAGCGGUGCUGCGACUGCGGGCAGGAGGAGCCACGCUGGGCCUCAGUCAACCUGGGAGUCACCGUGUGCAUCGAGUGCUCCGGCAUCCACAGGAGCCUCGGUGUUCACCUGUCCAAGAUCCGCUCCCUGACCCUGGACUCCUGGGAGGCCGAACAGCUGAAGCUGCUGUGUGUUUUGGGAAACGAUGUGGUGAAUGGGAUCUACGAGGCCAGAUGUUCUGAGAAAGGACGAGUCAAACCCACCUCCGACAGUCCGAGGUCAGAGAAAGAGAUGUGGAUCAGAGAGAAGUACGUGGAGAAGAGGUUCGUUCAGAGCAGCAGCCCAGGUGGAGCCCGGCCCGAUAAAGGGGUGGGGCUUCGUCUUUACCUGGCUUCUGUAGCUGGAGAUAUUGUUGCCAUGAUGACAGCUCUGGCUGAAGGAGCAGAGGUCAACAGCAGUGUCGCUGAGGAGGAGGGACGGACGGCGCUGAUAGGAGCGGCUGUCGGGGGGUCCCUGUUGGCCUGCGAGUUCCUGCUGCAGAACGGUGCAAAUGUGAACCACAGAGACCUUCGAGGGCGUGGCGCUCUGCAUGCUGCUGCUACCGCUGGACACACCGGACAGGUGUGUCUGCUGCUGAAGAGAGGAGCCAAUCAGUACGCUGUGGAUGAGACAGGGAAGGACCCGCUGGCUAUCGCGGUGGAGACGGCCAACGCUGACAUAGUCACUCUGCUUCGCAUGGCGCGGAUGAACGAGGAGAUGAGGGAUUCAGAGGGAGUGUUCAGUGGCACCGGUGAUGACGAGACGUUUCAGGACAUCUUCAGGGACUUUAGCAACAUGGCAUCAAAUGACCCGGAGAAACUCAGGAGGCAGUUCGUCCGAGGAGGCGAGGAGGAAGAGGAUGAAGGAGAUAAAAACAGCCAGCCAUACGCUGACUGACAGGAAGGGAAUCUGGGCUGUCCCUGUUACCAUAGUAACAGUUAGGAUGGACGUUUUUAAAAAUUUGAGUUGGACCAAACCUGAGAAGAUUCAUGUUUGUUUUCUGUUGAUGUUUUAGUUUGUGGGAAAAUUAUUUAUCAGCUCUGAUGGUGAAGUGGAGCUCACUGCAGACAGACAGGCGGUUCUGUUCUGGGAAUCAUUCAUGUUCCCGGGCUCUCCGGCUGAGUCUGAUGAAAUGAGACCAGGAGACAGGUUUUAUUAAUUACUGUGAAACGGUUCCAAUCAUUUCAGCCGGUUCUCUCUGAGGGACACAGAAUCAGCAGGAAGGAUUCAUCCUGGUCCAGUUGGACCUGCAGGAGGACAGAGGAAGACAGCUGCAGCUGAUGGACCCGGGUCAGUCAGGCAUAAAGCAGGAAAGAGAGUUAAACAGACUUUCUUUAUUUCAUAGGACCUCAGAUUGGUAUACAAAGUCAGAAGAACUUGAUCAGAUUCUUAAAGAGUCUGGACCACAGGAAAGGGAUCAACACUAAACUCUUCGGAUCAGCUAAACCACAUAAGCAGAACCUGAUCUUCACUGUGUGAGAAUAUGGACUAUAAGUUCUCAGAGUUGUUUCCUCUGUUAUGAAGUCAGAAUUGGUUCUGAAGUUUGUGUUUUCUGCUCUGAAUGGACCCGGCUGCUGUUUGAAAAAUCAGUGGCUGGACUUAGGUUCUGCUACUGCUGAAUAAAACCACUGAAUGU
Messenger RNA from Cyprinodon tularosa, 3185 nucleotides. Its product is annotated as BAR_ACAPs and ArfGap_ACAP domain-containing protein. Gene Ontology annotation, cellular component: cytoplasm. Bases 317 to 2446 code for a protein of 709 amino acids. Gene Ontology annotation, molecular function: GTPase activator activity; protein binding. NCBI's taxonomy places the organism in Eukaryota, Metazoa, Chordata, Actinopteri, Cyprinodontiformes, Cyprinodontidae. The record is from RefSeq and is a predicted model, not a curated record. The transcript is spliced from 22 exons.